AUGGCCGAGGUUGUUACUACUCAGCCCACUCAGCACGCCUUCAAGGAUGGCUACCUCGUCAACGAUGGCCUUCUCAAGCCGGACAUGAUUGGGUCAUUGAGACCCUCUUACCCCUCCGAGUCCAUCGAUGUUCUUCAAGCCCGCUAUGAAAAAGACGGAUAUCUCUUCAUGAAGGGCAUUCUCCCCCGAUCCGAUGUCCUCAACUGCCGUGAAGCCUACUUCAAAUUCCUCAGUCCGUCGGGCGUCUUGCAGCCUGACUCUAAGCCUGUGGAUGGCAUCUACAACGCUGAGAAUAAGGGCAUCGACUUUCCUAGCAUUGGUGCCGGACCUUGCUUAGAAGGGCAGACAGGUCCAGGCUCGUUCGCCGAUCUCGCCGAAAAGGCACACACCGAGCCUUGGUACCUCGAGUUUUCCAACCAUCCCGAUCUGCGAGACUUUGUCGCCAAGCUCAGGGGCUGGGGGGAGGAUACCUUUCUACUAAAGAGGUCUCUUCUGAGAAACAACACUCCUCACAACAAUGCCAUUGGCGUUCAUUACGACCAGAGCUUUCUCCGGUAUGGCGAGCCUACCUCGGUGACUGCCUGGAUUCCAAUUGGAGAUAUCCGCCUCCAGGGUGGUGGUUUGAUCUAUCUCGAAGAUAGUGAUGCUCUUGGUCAGCAGCUCGAGGACGAGUUCAACAGGAAAGCCAAAGAAUGUGGCAUGUCAGAAAAGGAGCGAAAUGACGCUUUCAACGCAAACAUGAUGAGUACUGGGUGGCUCGGUUACGGGCCCAUCCAGUUCAGCAAAGACAAUGGGAACGGAAAAUGGCUUUUGACAGAGUACGAAGCCGGCGACGUUGUGUUUCACAAGCCUCACAUGAUCCAUGCAUCAACGAUCAACAAAGACCCCGAGAACCGAAUCCGGCUUGGUACAGAUCUCCGCUUUGUAGACUCAUCCAAGCCCCACGACACGCGAUGGUCGGCUCCUUAUCGUUUCGACGAUGGCCUGUAG
Molecule: messenger RNA, 990 nt
Organism: Fusarium keratoplasticum
Lineage: Eukaryota; Fungi; Ascomycota; Sordariomycetes; Hypocreales; Nectriaceae
Exons: 4
Coding region: 1-990 (329 amino acids)
Source: RefSeq, a predicted model, not a curated record